Molecule: messenger RNA, 501 nt
Organism: Aspergillus mulundensis
Lineage: Eukaryota; Fungi; Ascomycota; Eurotiomycetes; Eurotiales; Aspergillaceae
Exons: 1
Coding region: 1-501 (166 amino acids)
Source: RefSeq, a predicted model, not a curated record
AUGAAGUGCACCCUUCCCCUUGCCAUCGCCCUCCUCGGCGUCCAGGCCACAAGCGUCCUUUCCGCGGCUGCACCAAUCACCUCCGCAUCAUGCGGCGACCUCGGCGUGAUGAGCAUCCCCAAAGACCCAAACACCGAUCCCACAACCUACCGCCAAUGCGCCGAACACCCGCUCCGCCGGCGCCCAAACCCCCGCUCCUCCUCCGUGGACGCCGAGUCCGCGGUUCGAAUUGCGUCCAUGAAGGCGUCAUUGACUCUCGCUAACGACGCCAACGGCAGCGAAAACCAGAAAUGCUACUACGCCGCGCCGUACGGGUGUGACAGCAACUAUUGCUGGAAGGCGUGCGGGAAGGAAGGGAAGGGGGAAUGGUGCUGGGUUGCGCAGAAGGACGGGAAUGGGCCCUGGACUGGAUGCCGGAGUUGGGAGGAUUGUAAGCCUAGUGAGACGAAGGGGCAUGGGUGUGGGAAGGGGUGCGUUGGGGCCUGUGGGUGUGGUUGUUGA